CUGGCAAACCUGGCCCCCUCUAUCCAAGCCCAGCUGUCGCCCGGCGCGUCGCUCUCCAAUCAGGAGGACUUUUAUAGCGACUACGACCAAUCGCCGGCCUCGACACAAGGCCUGAUGACCGGGAUGGAGAUGGCCGCCUCGCAGCAGCAGUUCCUGGCCAUGGGCGACGAGCCGUCACGGAAGAAGCGUAGAUGCCCCCCUCAGAGGGGUGGCAAGAGCACCAAUCACGCACUCACCGAGGACGGUCACGGCGGGGUGAACCAGCUGGGGGGCGUGUUCGUCAACGGCCGGCCGCUGCCGGACAUGGUGCGCCACAAGAUCGUCGAACUGGCUCACAACGGCGUGCGCGCCUGCGACAUCUCGCGCCAGCUGCGUGUCAGCCACGGCUGCGUCAGCAAGAUCCUCUCCAGGUACUUCGAGACGGGCAGCUUCAAGGCGGGGGUCAUCGGCGGCAGCAAGCCCAAGGUGGCCACGCCGCACGUGGUGGACGCCAUCGCCAAGUACAAGCGGGAGAACCCGACCAUGUUCGCCUGGGAGAUCCGCGACCGGCUGCUGGCCGAGAACGUUUGCAACCAGGAGAACGUGCCGUCUGUCUCCAGCAUUAACAGAAUCGUGCGCAACAAGGCGGCGGACAAGGUACGGGGCUGCCACGGCCCGAUGGGCGACGGAGGCGGCUCGCCGGCCGGCCAGGCCACCCCGGUCAUCACGCACGCGCCGCCGGCCGACUCCCGCGACCCGCGGCCCAGCUACAGCAUCAGCGGCAUCCUCGGCCUGGCGGGGCACGACCCCAACGGCAACAGCAUCGGCAAGCGGAAGCGGGACGACGACGAAGAGCAGAGGCGAAUGCUCGAUGACUACUAUCAAUCGCGCCAGGACGUUCGUGACCUGGCGUCGCCGGCCGAGGAGGAGAUGCGCCGCCAGCGGCUGUCAUGGCCGAAGCCGUGGGUGAAGGACGAGGCUGCCAAGACAGGCUCGCUGUCCGACAUCGCCGGGUCCGGCAUCGGCUUCAGCUUCGGCGGCGAACAGCCGACUUUCGGGGCCGCGCCAGGGUUGCCCUCGCCCCUGGAGGCGCCGUAUGACCUCGGCCUGCACCAGCCGCCGCAGGGCUACCCCCAGGGCCUGACCUCCGCGCUAGGUACGCCUGCUGGCCUCACUCCUCUGGCGCCGAUCUCGCUCGCCGACACCAAACCGACAUUAGGCUCAGCAGCGCCUCUACCGGACGGCCUGGAAAACUACCAGCAAGGGCCCGUCUCCAUGGCCGACUACGGCUCCCACUACGCGUAUCCGCAGCACGCCGCCUACGGCUACAGCUACAGCUCCCCCGGCGGCCUGCUGAGCAAGUGACACCCGUGCUCGUUUUUCGAGCAGUGUGGCGGCGCCAUCUUGACUGGGGAGAUCAGCCGUCUGUGCAGCGGGCUUCUGCGCAGUCAGUGUCGGCGCAGUCGACGCCUGCGCAGCGGGCGUCUGCGCAGUCAGUGUCGGCGCAGUCGGCGUCUGGGCCAGCGCCUGCGCAGCCGAAUGCGCAGCUGGCUCCCGCGCAGCCCUCGCAAGAUCAGACUAGGCGACAGCGCUAGUCAGCAGUGCUCCGGCCGCGGUCGGACCGCGGACCAGUCCGAUCCACACGGAUCUGGAUAGGUCCGGUCCACACGGAUCUGGAUCAGUCCGAUCCACACGGAUCUGGAUCAGUCCGAUCCACACGGAUCUGGAUCAGUCCGGUCCACACGGAUCUGGAUAGGUCCUGUCCACACGGAUCUGAAUAGGUCCGGUCCACACGGAUCUGAAUCAGUCCAGUCCACACGGAUCGGGAUAGGGCUGGCUCUAGCUGGCGGUGGCGCGGUGCCCCGAUCUCAUACUGCAAGAGGGGACCAGACGUGGCCGCUGGCAAGACGCUCACACCUGCGUACAGCACACCAAAGAUAUCGAAUCGCUCGCUGCUCCGCGUCCAGGUCACUGGCGUCCACUGUUUUCCGCCAGUGUGCGCUGACGGCAGUAUGUGUGGUAGACUAGUAAGCACUUAUGCUAUUUACACCGGGUUGAGUGUGUACUGGGCUGGAGGAGGUCGGCAGUGAUGUGCGGUCUUCUGUCGUAGUGUUCUCUGCCUUGAGCGGUGUCAAGCGGGCGUGUCGGGUCAGGCUAGAACAUCAGCGCGUGGCUCUCGCCGCGCACUGCCCCAAGCUGAACCCCGACACCGAUGGCGCAAUUCCGGCCCGAGGGGCGGCACGGCUUCCCCGUCACUGUCUGGCCGGGCAGUGGCGGGCGCCGCGGCCUCGGCGGUGCGAGGUCAGGAGACGGCGCCGCGGCUGCUGCCCUGCCGCUGAU
Molecule: messenger RNA, 2319 nt
Organism: Pollicipes pollicipes
Lineage: Eukaryota; Metazoa; Arthropoda; Thecostraca; Pollicipedomorpha; Pollicipedidae
Product: paired box protein Pax-5
Exons: 11
Coding region: 115-1344 (409 amino acids)
Biological process (GO): regulation of transcription by RNA polymerase II; anatomical structure development
Molecular function (GO): DNA-binding transcription factor activity, RNA polymerase II-specific; RNA polymerase II cis-regulatory region sequence-specific DNA binding
Source: RefSeq, a predicted model, not a curated record